Molecule: messenger RNA, 1089 nt
Organism: Cottoperca gobio
Lineage: Eukaryota; Metazoa; Chordata; Actinopteri; Perciformes; Bovichtidae
Gene: crcp
Product: calcitonin gene-related peptide-receptor component protein
Exons: 7
Coding region: 101-544 (147 amino acids)
Biological process (GO): transcription initiation at RNA polymerase III promoter
Cellular component (GO): RNA polymerase III complex
Molecular function (GO): nucleotide binding
Source: RefSeq, a predicted model, not a curated record
GUACUGGUUUGUGCUUUCCUGCCAGGCGGAACGUUUGACUUGGGUUACAUUUUCUACACGGGGCACUUUUCCAACGGACCAAAUCCAAGUGUCUGGCAAAAUGGAAGUGAAAAACGCUAAUGCUGCUAUGCUCAGUAACUAUGAGGUGUUCAAACUCCUGACCGACUUGAAGGAGCAGAGGAAGGACAGCGGGAAGAGCAAAAACAGCACCGGGCAGCAGAACCUCAACACCAUCAUGUAUGAGACGCUGAAAUACCUGUCAAAGACGCCCUGCAGCAGGCAGAAUCCAGAAAUCGUCAAAGAGUUCCUCACCACCAUGAUGCCUCACAAACUCACAAAGGCAGAAAAACUGCAGCUAUUGAACCACCGGCCACAGACAGCAGUGGAAAUUCAGCUAAUGGUGGAGGAAAGUGAAGAGCGGUUAUCAGAGGAGCAGAUAGAGGAGCUCAUCCACACGGUCGCAGCUGUCCUACCGGGUGACCCGGAGCAGGAGAACGCAGCUCCAGCAGAUGCAGAGAUGGGUGAAGCCGUUGAACAGUCAUGACACAGUGACGGGUUGAUAGCUGGAAUGAAGUCUAAAAUGAUUACAGAGCUGGACUGGUUGCUUUUACCUGCGCCAUCUUCAUCACAGUCUGAACUGAACAACAUGUUGACGGAAUGGAUGCACAAAGGACGCCUGAUUAAAUGAUUAACAUUACGUUUAAUAAUUGAAUGAAUAGAAGAAGAUUGUUUUUGAUUUGCUUUUACUUGUAUACAUACAAAUGAAACAUGCACACACUAUUAUAAGUACAGGGUUUGAACAGUGAGUCACAGAUGUCUUGUUUUGCAUCUGACUGGUCUAAUUUGUAUUUCUCAUCAGAUAAUGUUUAUGCAGAGACACUCUGCUAUUAACCCGGCAUAUAUUUUUGGUUUCUGACUCAAUGUUAGUCAUCAGUUUCUGCAUAGAAAUAAGGGUUUUUGCUGCUGUAUGAUUUCCCAAGCUGUAAUAUAAGUCAGUCAUGCAAUUAAACUUUGGUACAGCACUAACAUAAGGUCAGACAAUAUUAUUAGAGCGGCUAUGUAAUAAAAACAGUAUACAAUAUGGACCAA